AUGGAGCCCCACAUGGAGAGCGCGCUUCGUCAAGGGUUGACGGAGCCGGAGCGGAGGGAGGUGGAGGGCGUGGUGGAGGAGCACCACACAUUCCCUGGGCGCGCCAGCGGGACGUGCACGUCGCUGGUCACACAGCGCGUGCAGGCGCCUCUCGCCGCCGUGUGGGACAUCGUGCGCGGCUUCGCCAAUCCCCAGCGCUACAAGCACUUCAUCAAGUCCUGUGCUCUCGCCGCCGGCGACGGCGCCACCGUGGGCAGCGUCCGCGAGGUCACCGUCGUCUCCGGCCUCCCCGCCUCCACCAGCACCGAGCGCCUCGAGAUCCUCGACGACGACCGCCACAUCCUCAGCUUCCGCGUCGUCGGCGGCGAGCACCGCCUCCGCAACUACCGCUCCGUCACCUCCGUCACCGAGUUCACGGACCAGCCUUCAGGCCCGCCCUACUGCGUCGUUGUCGAGUCCUACGUCGUCGACGUACCGGAGGGCAACACCGAGGAGGACACCCGCAUGUUCACCGACACCGUGGUCAAGCUCAACCUCCAGAAACUCGCCGCCAUCGCGACCACCACCUCCUCCUCUUCCCCGCCGCCGUCGGAUGAGCAAAGCUGA
Messenger RNA from Triticum turgidum subsp. durum (durum wheat), 606 nucleotides. Lineage: Eukaryota; Viridiplantae; Streptophyta; Magnoliopsida; Poales; Poaceae. The record is from the annotation of a GenBank genome assembly.